Galeopterus variegatus (Sunda flying lemur) is the source of this 1131-nucleotide messenger RNA. RefSeq names its product putative short-chain dehydrogenase/reductase family 42E member 2. The transcript has 13 exons. Gene Ontology annotation, biological process: steroid biosynthetic process. Gene Ontology annotation, molecular function: 3-beta-hydroxy-Delta5-steroid dehydrogenase (NAD+) activity. Bases 1 to 1131 code for a protein of 376 amino acids. The record is from RefSeq and is a predicted model, not a curated record. NCBI's taxonomy places the organism in Eukaryota, Metazoa, Chordata, Mammalia, Dermoptera, Cynocephalidae.
AUGAAGCCCAACCCCACAGGCUCCUCCCCAGAGGCCUGCAAAGCUACAGGCCAGGCACCACAACAGAAGACUCAAGCCAGACCUGCACAGACCCGUAGGCAGAAGGUUCUCGUGACUGGAGGAGGAGGCUACCUGGGCUUUAGCCUAGGGUCCAGUCUGGCCAAGAGUGGCACUUCUGUCAUUCUGCUGGAUCUCCGCAGACCCCAGUGGGAACUGUCUCCAGGGAUGGAGUUUAUCCAGGCUGAUGUCCGAGAUGAAGAAGCCCUGUACCACGCCUUUGAAGGGGUGGACUGCGUCUUCCACGUGGCCUCCUAUGGAAUGACCGGUGCUGAGAAGCUGCAAAAAGAGCAGAUUGAGUCUAUAAAUGUCGGAGGCACCAAACUAGUGAUUGAUGCCUGCGUCCGCCGGCGGGUUCCGAGGCUCGUCUACACCAGCACCGUCAAUGUCGUGUUUGGCGGGAAGCCCAUAGAGCAGGGCGAUGAAGACUCCGUGCCGUAUUUCCCACUGGACAAGCAUAUGGACCACUACUCCCGAACCAAAGCCAUCGCUGACCAGUUGACCCUUACAGCCAAUGGGACACCUCUCCCAGGAGGAGGCACUCUUCGGACGUGUGUGCUCCGGCCCCCGGGGAUCUACGGCCCUGGAGAGCAGAGGCAUCUGCCCCGUGUGGCGAGCCACAUCAAGAGGAGGCUGUUCAUGUUCCGGUUCGGGAACCUCAGGACGCAGAUGAACUGGGUCCACGUGCGCAACCUGGUGCAGGCACAUGUGCUGGCGGCCGAGGCCCUCACUGCGGCCAGGGGCUGUGUGGCAAGCGGGCAGGCGUAUUACAUCAACGACGGGGAGAAUGUCAACCUCUUUGAGUGGAUGGCCCCGCUGUUUGAGAAGCUGGGGUACAGCCAGCCCUGGAUCCAGGUGCCUACUUCUUGGGUUUACCUGACAGCCACAGUGAUGGAGUAUCUGCAUCUGGCCCUGCGGCCCAUCUGCAGCAUCCCCCUGCUGCUCACCCGGAGUGAGGUGCACAGCGCGGUCGUCACGCACACCUUCCGGAUCGCCAAGGCCCGCGCGCAGCUCGGCUACGCGCCCGACAAGUUCAGCUUCGCCGACGCCGUGGAGUCCUACAUGCGUGCCUGA